GCGCUCAUAGAAAUAUACAUACGUACAUACGCAUAUAUUUUCCAUAGAUUUGAGUUUCGCAUCAAUUAAUCAGAGUGUUAAGACAGACUGAAGUUCUAGCUUAAGAUAUGGCUGGGGCUUAAUUCAUGAUUAAAUAAAACCAACCAUAUUAUUGCUGUACAAGAACAAUAGUUUAAGACAAUAUCUGUGUGUUUGUUGCAAAUGAUUAUAUGUCAAUAAACUGGGUUGCAUACUUUAAUAGGUGGUGAAUUUUUAUAAAAAUCGCCUAGAGAGCGGUAUUUUUGGAACAUGAACACCGCAGAAGUCAACCAAAGCGAUCAGCCGCAUAGGAACAAUGGAUCCCAAUAUGAAGAUUACGUUCUUCAUGUACACAUGCCAAACAAGAGUUUUAAGUCCAUAGCCUUUCAUAAAACUGAAACGGUAUUCCACAUCAUCCGGAAAACAGUUGAAGAGUUUGGCAAGGACGGACAACCGCCGCCGAGCAUUCAGCGAUAUGCAUGUCGCAUGUUGAAUGUCAUAACCAAAGAAGUACUAUGGUUAGCUAGGACGACAUCAAUGGAAAAAGUUUUGUCUCACAUACUAUCACCCGGGUGCUCGAAUGUAGAUUGUCCAAACAACGAUCCCAUAAAAGCAGAUCAAGCUGAAGGCAAAGAUCCGCAUCAUGGGCGGCGAUCCGUUGUCACAGGUGUUUGGCGUGUGGAGUUGCGCGUGCGAUAUGUGCCCCAUAAGAUUCAAGACUUAUUCGACGAAGACAAAACAACAUGUUUUUAUUAUUUUGAUCAGGUAAAGGACGAUUAUAUCCAAUCAAAUAUAUCGCCCGUGGAUGCUGAUAUAGCAGUUCAACUAUGCUGUUUGGGUAUACGGCAUUACUUCAAAAACAUAACACUGAAAGCUCCAGAUAAGAAGCAACACAUCGAUUACAUUGAAAAGGAAAUUGGGUUUAAAUGUUUUAUUCCUCAAUCUGUGAUAAGCACAACAAAGCCAAAGAAUCUGAAGAAAAUGAUACAGGUCGGAUACAAAAAGGUCUACAAUUACAAUGACAUCGAGUACUUGACAAAGUUUUUCGAUCUUCUCAAAAGCUUUUAUUUAACCGAUUUCGAACAAUUUUCUGUGACCUUGAGCUCGGCCUGGAAUAUAUCAGGAAUUCUGCAUGUUGGUCCGCAUAUUGGAAUCUCUUACCAAACACACCCGCAAGCAAGUUUAAGGAAUGUAGCACAGUUUAAAGAUGUCGUUUCUAUUAAAACCUGCGCUCUUCCAAAAGAAAAAGCAUCCAAUGAACUUGAGUUACAGAAUUUAAAAUGCAAUUGCCGAAAAAUUAAAACUCAAAUCAAAAUUUCUGCAUCUAAUAUUACGGAAGAUUUGAUUAUAACAUGCAAUGGAGUAAAUACCGCUGAAAGUAUUGCCGAUCUUAUUGAUGGUUAUUGCAGGCUGCUAACGAAAGAUCUAGGAUUUACUGUUUGGGAACGAGAAACGGACAUGGGAGGAAAUGUAAAAAACUCACCAAAUGCAUCUAACGCUUCGCAAGACGAUCGAACUUCGUCGUCUCCGAAUAAAAGUAAACCUAUGCUCACGGAUGAUUACGCUGAAAUCGGGUUAUUAGAAGGGGAGGGUGAUUACUCCACACCCACGGUGCGCAAUUACGAGCUUGAUCGAUCUCAAAUAGUUCUUAGUGCAAAAAUUGGGGUCGGUCAAUUUGGAGAUGUUUAUGUUGGAACAUAUACGGUACCAAUAUCAGCUAAACCGAAAAACAAAAGGAACGAGAGUUCUUCAAAUACUAUCGAUGCCAAAUAUGAUGUAAUGCAAGUAGCCGUUAAGACAUGUAAAGCUAACGAGAAUCCAGAAAAGACAGAAAAUUUUCUUGCCGAAGCAUAUAUAAUGCAGAAGUUCGAUCAUCCACAUAUUAUUCGGUUGAUUGGCAUUUGCAGUAUAACGCCCAUUUGGAUAGUAAUGGAAUUAGCUAAGCUCGGCGAAUUGCGUGCGUACUUAAAAGCCAACAGUGAGAGAUUAAGUCACGGAACUCUGCUUAAAUAUUGCUACCAACUAUCAACAGCGCUUAGCUAUUUGGAAUCUAAGAAAUUCGUUCACAGAGAUAUUGCGGCGCGAAACGUUCUUGUGAGCACACCUACUUGUGUGAAGCUGGCUGAUUUUGGAUUGUCGCGCUGGGUUUCUGACCAGUCCUAUUAUCACUCAACUCCCACAGUUGCACUACCCAUUAAAUGGAUGUCCCCCGAGUCAAUCAAUUUUCGAAGAUUCACUACAGCUAGUGAUGUGUGGAUGUUUGGUGUAUGCAUCUGGGAGAUACUUAUGCUAGGUGUUAAACCAUUUCAAGGCGUGAAAAAUAGCGACGUCAUCACAAAGCUGGAAAAUGGGGAGAGAUUGCCAUUGCCACCGAACUGUCCGCCUAGACUAUACUCAUUAAUGUCUCAGUGUUGGGCUUACGAGCCGCUUAAAAGACCGAACUUUAAACGGAUAAAGGAAACCCUUUAUGAAAUUUUAUUAGAAGACAGUAUAAACUCAUCUGAGACAAUGAGAAGGGAGCACCGUCGACUUGCAGGUGUAUCUUGGAUUGGCACUGAAGACAGCGACAUUCCUCCACUAAAGCCAUCCCGAACAGUAAAUGACACUGAUAUUCCAAGCAUAUUGAAUACGCCAGAGGAAAACAGGACUGUACCCCAGACCUAUAUUAUUGCCCAAAAUCCGGCUGUGCUCGCCAGAUUAAUGAUGGAGAAUCAAAAGCGAGGCAUAAAUCCUGCAGCCUACACCACACCCGCUUCGGUAUUUAAUACUUUAGCCGUAGGAAUAGAUUCCAGUAAAUCGAAUCAUUCGCUUAAAACUACUAAGCUCCCCGCAGCGGAGCUCCUAAAACUCGAUCCUGUCGCUGAUUCAGAUAAACCUCAAAUUCAAUUUCCAAUAACCAGCACCUCUUCUCAAAAUCUUUAUCCAUCUUCAUCACCUGUAAUUAGUUCUUUCGACUCGACCUUUAUGCCAGCAUAUUUACACCCUAUGAAUAUUAGGCCUCAGCCGGUAUCAGGAUAUGUGUCAGAGAAUUUGCCACUGAAAAAUAACUUUAUAAUAAGUGCACCAAAUACGGAUGAUUUCCACAUGAAUCAACUGCAGAUGGACAGCAAAUCUGGCAACCCAACGGCAAGGGCCGCAGGUUAUAGUCUGUACGGCAGUCUCGAAAGGCAUCAACCACAGAUGGAUAAGCCGAUGCACUCAAAGGGUGGCAGUCUGGAACGUCAUCAAUCAUUAAUGGCUGCGCAAAACAUGCUUUUUCACAAACACGGCACGAAUUUUUCAGAGCGUUCCAGGGGCAUCGAACGCAAGAGUCAGUGCCAUGCAUAUCGUCAACAAAUGAAGACAUCAACCGAAUGCGAGUCUCUGCCCGAAGAAAUCUAUGACUUUGGUGGGGUUGGCCUUAAAACCUGUGUGUCUGUAAAAGAAAAAGCCCAUUCGGUAUCAUUAAUGAAUGCAUCUGCAGUAAAUCCGAAUAUAACAGGGCAAGAAUACAAAUGCCCUCAGAACUCCGGCGGAAAGCAAAGCGGCUUAUGCACCAAAACUUCAUCAAACGACUUACAAGAAAUUCCACGAGAGUGGGAGCCGCAGUGGACAACGCUUUCUUACCCAGCUGAGGUUGAUCUUAAGAGCGAUAAUUUGGAAGGAGCAGCUUGCAUUCAAAUAAAUUCAGAAGUGGGAAAUCAGAGCAUUCCCAAACCAAUUGGCGAACAAUUGUGGCAACAACGCAAGGACAGCAAUAGCGAUGGUGAAUGGCUGUAUCAAGAAGAAAUGGUCAGAAAGAGAUCCAGUCCAAUACCAGAAGGCACAAUAGGCUAUCCUGCUGGAUCGAAUUCGAACACAAGGCCAAAAAUACCCGUCGCAAAUGUAUUUUCACUUAAGCUAAAUAACUGUCCAUCGGACCAGACGGUAUCUUCGGCAGCAGAAGAAAGCUUAAGGUCUAGAAUUGGCGAAAAUCAAGAUUCUACUCGACCAAUAAAUCGAACAAACGAUGAGGUGUACUGUGCUACAACCGCAGUUGUAAAGUCAAUAAUGGUACUUUCUCAAGGCGUUGAAAAAGCGCACAUUGAUGGUUACUUGCAUUUAGUCAAAAAUGUCGGGGUCGAGCUAAGGAACCUACUCAAAUCAGUAGAUAAUAUAUCACUACUGUUUCCGGCCCAAGCCUUGAAAGAGGUAGAGAUGGCGCACAAAGUUCUUUCCAAAGAUAUGCAUGAUUUAGUGUCAGCAAUGCGGUUAGCACAUCAAUACAAUGAUACUACUCUGGAUAAUGAAUAUCGAAAGAGUAUGCUGUCGGCCGCACACAUCUUGGCCAUGGAUGCGAAGAAUCUUUUCGAUGUAGUUGAUUCAAUAAGAAAUAGAUAUCAACCCACUUUAACGACAAACACAAACAAGCUAGCCAGAAGAGAAUCAAGUAGUUCGUUAAACUGUGAAUCCGCCCAAUCGCCUCCCGAUAAUGGCUCAGCCGCAUCACCUCAUUCUAUUGCUGAUGAACCGAUUGCGAAUCGUAUUGCUGACAUUAGUCUUUACGACAAUGAGAACUUGCACCAAGGCUUAAAUAUGCAAAGUUCACAAACCGCCAGUUGCAGUGGUAUCGUUAGUGAAGCAAAAACUAAAGGAGCAUUACAUAGGGGAAAUGAUAUUAGCCAUGAGGCAACAGGAAAUUCAAAUGAGCAGUUAAAAAUAAUUGAGGAAACAUUAAAUAAUCCAGGCGAGCACAUGUACUGUAAUACAUCCACGUUACAUGGCCACGCAUAAAUCAAAAAGGUUCUAUCCUAUUUGUUCUUAAGAUAGUAUAUGCUAACAUUCUGUGUAUAUAACAAACCAAAAUAAGUAUGUAAAUAUGCAGGUGUUUUUUCACAAAUGCGAAAUUCAUCUCAAGAACUCAUACAUACAUAUAUCUUGCAUAUUCAUAUAAUAUGACGAACACUCAACGUCGGCCGGCCGCAAUGAAAUGCAUUAUUAAAUCGUCAAGUAGUCAAAAUACUUUAAGAACUAAAACGUGUUUCUGUAAUUGAAAAAUAAAUAAAUAAAUACGUAAAACAUUCUUUUGGAGAAUA
Drosophila virilis is the source of this 5072-nucleotide messenger RNA. It is a transcript of the gene Fak, whose product is annotated as protein tyrosine kinase 2 Fak. Lineage: Eukaryota; Metazoa; Arthropoda; Insecta; Diptera; Drosophilidae. The record is from RefSeq and is a predicted model, not a curated record. Gene Ontology annotation, molecular function: ATP binding; protein tyrosine kinase activity. Gene Ontology annotation, cellular component: cytoskeleton; focal adhesion. Gene Ontology annotation, biological process: signal complex assembly; protein phosphorylation.